Bombina bombina (fire-bellied toad) is the source of this 1986-nucleotide messenger RNA. RefSeq names its product transmembrane protein 87A (gene TMEM87A). NCBI's taxonomy places the organism in Eukaryota, Metazoa, Chordata, Amphibia, Anura, Bombinatoridae. The coding region runs from base 20 to 1735 and encodes 571 amino acids. Gene Ontology annotation, biological process: retrograde transport, endosome to Golgi. The transcript is spliced from 20 exons. The record is from RefSeq and is a predicted model, not a curated record. Gene Ontology annotation, cellular component: Golgi apparatus; Golgi cisterna membrane.
UCCUGUUCCCGGAUCGGUGAUGGCGGUCUCGCGUACCCGGUGUUGGUGUCUGCUUGCGUUAUUGACGGUCUUUGGAUCUUUGCUUCCAGAACUUGCUCAGGGAACGGAGCCAUCAAUCUGGAGAGUGCCCAUCCAUAGGGAGCAAACAAAGUUCUUCACCUUUAGAAACAUCCUCUUUCGGAAUUCCACAAUCUUUGUAACAUGGGAAAACGGCACCACCUGCGAUUCAUCCCUGAGUUACAGCAUUACAUGGUACCUGCGCUACUGCAGCUGCUACAAUGAAGUCUCUGGUUUUGUGGAGGAUCAGGCUGAAGGUUAUUUGAAUUUGAAGGCUGAGUCUCAUGUCGGAUGGGAUGAUUCCUAUGCUACUUACACAUUCCCUGCACAGACGUGCAAGCAGCUGCUAAAUGCUCAGAGAUAUUAUACGACAUUUCCUCAGCCAGUGUUCACCCAAGAAAAAACAGAGAGGAAGAAUAAUGAAACAAAUAAAAAUGGAACUACAGAGACAGAGCUCUCUGUACUCUCUGCUCCUGUAACGAAUGCUGUCAUGAAAACAUGGAAGGAUGGGCCAUAUCUCUUCAUAAUUCGUGUGGUAACACAGACGCCAGCAGCAAGAUCCAAGAGGAGUAAGGAUUCUACGACUACUGCACCUAUCGACUCAUCUGCUAGCAAUGACCCCACUCUUAACAUGAUUGUGGAAAUACAUAGCCCGUAUCAAUACCUUUCGCUGGCGGACUAUCCACGUAUGGUUUUCUUCAUGGUGAUGUGCAUUAUAUAUGUCCUGUUUGGAGUUUUGUGGCUGGCCUGGUCAGCUUGUUAUUGGAGAGACCUGCUCCGCAUCCAGUUUUGGGUGGGCGCAGUGAUCUUCCUGGGAAUGCUGGAGAAGGCAGUGUUCUACGCAGAGUUCCAGAACAUCCGUUACAAUGGAGAGCCAGUGCAAGGAGCUGUUAUACUUGGAGAGCUCCUUUCAGCUCUGAAAAGAUCUUUGGCACGCAUACUCGUCAUCAUUGUCAGCUUAGGAUAUGGCAUUGUCAAGCCACGCCUGGGUGCCACUCUUCAUAAAGUUGUCAUGGCUGGAGCCCUUUAUCUCUUGUUCUCCGGCAUGGAAGGGGUUCUUCGAGUAACAGGACACUACUUCAGUUCCGCGACAUUGAUAGCAAACAUGAGUCUGGCAUUAAUUGAUGCCUGUAUAAUCUUUUGGAUCUUCAUAAGCCUGACACAGACCAUGAAGCUGUUGAAGUUGAGAAGGAAUGUCGUCAAACUGUCUCUGUAUAGACAUUUCACUAAUACACUCAUCCUUGCUGUAGCAGCAUCAAUUAUAUUUAUUAUCUGGACCACUAUGAAGUUCCGACUGGUGGACUGUCAGUCAGACUGGCAGGAAUUGUGGGUAGAUGAUGCUAUCUGGCGUUUGCUCUUCUCCAUGAUUCUUUUCGUCAUCAUGAUCUUAUGGAGGCCAUCUGCAAAUAACCAGAGGUUUGCCUUCUCUCCGCUGACUGAGGAAGAUGACGAUGAUGAACAGAAGGAACCAAUGCUAAAAGAAAGUUUUGAGGGAAUGAAAAUGAGGAGUGCAAAACAGGAAACCAAUGGAAAUGCUAAAGUAGGCAAAGUGGAGGAUGAUCUGAAGUGGGUAGAAGAGAACAUCCCAUCUUCUGUGACAGACGUGGCACUUCCUGCAUUACUGGACUCAGAUGAGGAGAGAAUGAUUACACACUUUGAAAGGUCAAAGAUGGAGUGAACGGUUCAUUUGGAAGGUCAAAAUAUGCAUCAUAUAUUUGUUCUCAGUGAGAGGAGUGGUGCAGCAUACUGAAUAUUUCAGACUUCUGAGGGUGGCAAAGGACCGGUGUCAGAUCUGAGGCCUUUCGGAUAUGAUUGCUUUCCUUCUGAAAUGCUGAUCCACUUUUAAAUGUCAUAGGACUUAUUCUUGGUUUAUUUUCUGCUGCAGUAUGAAAUGGACUGUACAAUAAAAAAGCUUUUUAACGCUCUUCA